AAAGCACAGAGGUGAACUUGCAUUUUGGCGCCAUGGCAACCAUCCGCUUUGCAAUGCUCGCCAUGCUUUGGCAUAUGUAUGGAUGUAUGGCUACAAAUGGCAACGCAGAAUUCAAAGAAUCUGUGCUUGCAGUCUCCGAGACUAUGGGUGUGAUUGCAAUACCAAUUUUUCGCACUGGUGGCAGUACUGGUGCAUUGACUGCCACUGUUACCGCCAGCAUGGCAUCAGGCAAUGCCAGCGUGCAGGAUUUUCAACUGGAGACACCGACGAUGGCUUGGUCAGAUGGUGACAAUUCUUACAAAGCUGUUUUUCUGCGAUUAGUAGACGAUGACUUAAGCGAAGGGCUUCGCAUCCUUGUCCUGCACCUCGAGGAUUCAAACUUGCAACGUCCAGCUUCGGCCAUCUCCACUCUGGAAGUGCACAUCUCCCACGACACGGACGGUGGUGUUGUUCACUUUGUGAAGCACGGAACGUCAAACUCCAACGCCGCCAACGCCACGUUCUUCGGCGAAGAGAUCAUGGAUGUCUUGGAGGGCGCUGAGGGGUGCCUGGUCUCCGCGAAGCGGAGCGGCACCGCUGGCUUUGCGGCCGUGCAGAUGCAACCGGGCGCCUGCCCAUUGGCCGACUUGGAGGCCAAAGUCUCCAAAGAUUUUGACUUCGCCCCAGCGGCAGAGCCGUUGAGCUGGGCUCCUGGCGAAGGAGAUGAGCGGUGCCUGCUGCGGCUGGGUGAAGCCCAGAACCCUCAGGAGGGUAGCAUCAGGCUAUGGCGCGACGGCAUCAGGGAGACGCCGGAGCUGAUUUGUUUGCAGGCAAAUGCAACUGGCAGUGCUCAACUGGACCGGACGUCCAUGACGCUACUCCUCCGAGAUCGGGCCACCGAUAGUGGUGGGUCCACCAACUGCACCUUUGGCAGGCCUUGCAACAUCCAGCUGCAGGCCGGGUUGAACCUACGGCACCGCCUGGUUGUUGGCUACUGGUCAUGUGGUCCAUGGACCUGCUUGGAGCAACCACCAAUAGAGCCACAGGAUGGCGAGGUGAAGCUGGGUCGGGAUCAGCUCCACACUCCAGGACUAUGGUUGCUGUGUGCCUGCGCCUCUCCACCGCAGGUGAGGGACAAAGUGGUGCACGAGGUGCACGUUGCUGGCCCUUACUAUUACGAGGAUGUGCACAAACUAGAUACCAGUGAAUUCUUCCUGUCCAUCGAUGGGCUAGGACUGCAAGCGGGUGCUCAUGUUACAAUCCGGUGGGAUUGCGAUGAUCCGUUCUUUGCCGAGGAUCCGUGGGCACGCACCACGGAUGGCAUUACCUUCCGGAGCUUCCACGGCAAGCUGCUGCCAGGCCGUUGGCAAAUCUGCUGGUGUGGCAGUGACAAUUGCUUUGGUGGACUUGCUGGAGAUGCAGUGUGGACAUACAUCGGCAUCAUUGACUUUCAUUGCAAGGCCGGCUUCGUUGCAAGGGAGGAUGGUUGUGAGACCUGUUUCUUCCCAUGGGAUUACCCUAAUGAGAUGCAGACAAGCUGCUUGGUACACAGUGGCCGGGCAACCAGCUACAUAGUGUUUGUGACUUGCUUCAUGCUAUUUUGCUUCAUCAGCUUCGGCCAGUUGGAACUCAAGCGGAACUACUUCGAGCUGAAGCCAAACUCAUACCUCCCGUAUUUCACGCUGACGGGCCGCAACGUGCGCAUUGAGGACUUGGACAAAGCACCGGCAGACGACCACAUAGUGGUGACCACCUUGGGGCCUCAUCGUUUUCGCCAUCGCAGCAGCUUUACAAUUACCAUUGAGGGUACCUUGCACCCUGACAUUGAUAGCAAGCAGGUCCGCGCAGAACCAAUAGACCACACUCGGUUGAAGGUCUUCAUGGAAGACACAAAGGCUGCGGCAAGCUCCUCAGGCUAUUUUUACCUUAGCAUAUGGGAGACACUCUGGUUCUCCCACAGCACCCACAUUGCGGUGGUGCGAGUGCCGAUCCUUCUGCUUGUGCUUAUGGUUGUUCAGAGCACUGCGGCCUUCUUUGUAUGGCAGGAGAUUUACAACGAGACGGAGUUGGCGCUGGCGCUAAGUAUCCCGAUGCUGAUGGCUCUCACCCUACGCGCGUACUUUGGCGUGAUCAAGUGGCGCCGGCCCUCGCCACUCAAGCUCAGGCUGCAGCAGUUCUCAGCGACAUUGAAACCCCACCCCAAGACCUGCGAGCGCGGACCGAAGCGAGCAAUCCAGGCGCAGAUGGUGGUGAGGCUCUGCAAACAUUUCUCUUCCUUCCUUGGGCUGAGAAGGAGCAUGUACUACGUUUGCUCCCAUCUCGUCGUGCCAAUUUGCAAGAAGUUCCAGGUUUCCUUUGCAGAGCGUGUUGGCCCGCAGGAAGCCGAUUUCUUCGUCAGCCACUUUUGGGGCACACCCUUUCAUGACUUUUGCGAGUCUUUGCAUCAUCAUGCGGUGCGCAUUAGUGACAAUGACAAAGAGAGAUCUUGGACGACGAUCUCGUAUUGGAUUUGUACUUUCAGCAACAACCAGUUCAAGGUGCAGGAGGAGUUGGGCGAGGAUCAAGACUAUAAGAACUCCUCCUUCUACAUGGCCUUGGAACAUGGGCAAUGCAAGGGGACUGUCAUGAUGCUGGACAAGGAUGUGCGGAUGCUGACAAGGUCCUGGUGUUUGUUUGAGCUGCUCGAGACCAUCAAACUGGAGAAAUCAAAAAGUGGAUUCGAGGGUGCCUUCUUCGCGACACCCGCGGGUGUGCUGAACUUUGGGGACGCAACGGUGGAAGUGGUCAUGCAGAUCGCUGAAGCUACUGCAAAGAUCAGGCUGCAGGAUGCUAGAGCGACCGUUGAGGAGGACAAGCGCAUGAUCGACGAGUAUGUGCUGCAGGAGAUGGGUAGCUACGAGAGCAUCAACUAUGCCCUCAAGCAGCGCCUUGCGGAAGCCCUUGUGAAGUGCCAAAACGCGGUCAACCGCAGGUUCACCAAGCUCGCACACAAGCUGGAGCAAAGCGAGGAAAAUCUCAAUCAGAUGGUGCAGAUGGACCACAUUCCGACAGAAGCCGGCGUGGUGCGAGGCAUCUCAAGCACGCUUGAUUUUCACGAUGUGCAUGCGGAUAUCGCUUUGCGCGUCUUGGACUAUACAGAAACCUGAGCAAUUGGCCAGAGUUCUUGAUGGAGCU
Messenger RNA from Effrenium voratum, 3153 nucleotides. The record is from the annotation of a GenBank genome assembly. Lineage: Eukaryota; Dinophyceae; Suessiales; Symbiodiniaceae.